AUGUCUUUCUGCGGCCAACCGCCCACUCAAGACGACCCGCCUCGGCCGGUCGACGGAGGCGGUCGAGGGAUCCCGCUAAAUGCAACAGUUGGCCCGACAGGAGUCCAGGGUUCGUUGGGGCUGCUGCAGCCGAUCGCGCCAGCCCAGCAGCAUCAGCCGCCGCCAGCCAGCAGCGCCAAGCCGGCCGCCAAGCUGGGCGCCACGUGGGCGGACACGAGGGGCGCCAUUAACAUCGACGUCGACAACCUACUCGCACCCAGAUCGCCCAAAUCCGCCCCGGCGCCUUCCAUCAACCAGCUCAAGUCCAGCCCCAACAGCCCCUCUCACGCCCCCCCAACCUAUAUGCAGCCGCCCCCCCUCACCGCCCCCCUGAGCAACAACUUCAUGCAAGCUCCCCUCAACAACAACUUUAUACCACCCCCCAUCAACAACAACUUUGCCCGGCCCCCCUUCACCAACCAGGGCUCCUUCCUCCAA
Iphiclides podalirius (scarce swallowtail) is the source of this 477-nucleotide messenger RNA. The record is from the annotation of a GenBank genome assembly. Lineage: Eukaryota; Metazoa; Arthropoda; Insecta; Lepidoptera; Papilionidae.